Gongylonema pulchrum is the source of this 990-nucleotide messenger RNA. The record is from the annotation of a GenBank genome assembly. Lineage: Eukaryota; Metazoa; Nematoda; Chromadorea; Rhabditida; Gongylonematidae.
AUGGGCGGUAAAUCGAUUUCCGUAAUGUCACCACGUUUUUUCUCGAUAAUACCGGACAGAGAAAGACGGCAUUUGCUUUCACCAACGAUGUUCAGCUUCCAGCAAGAUGGACUUCUCUCGAUCCCUGAUUUACUAAAGAUAACCUCUUCGACAAGUACUCAUCGAUUCUUGCUCGAAUUAUUAUUGGAAUUGAGUGGUGCCUCGAAAGCUCUAGACAAACUUAUUAAUGCGAUUGAAUCAGGAAGGCGACAGCUGGAGAACUUUCAGUAUCCAGCGAUCAAAAGACUAAUUGCAAACGAAAAGAACUGGGAAGAAGCUUUGAAAAGAUAUUCUGCACGACAAAAAGCAGAUCUUAACCGCCAGGGCUACACGUAUUUGUCGGCCGAGCAGCUUCGUCUCAUUUAUGGUGAAGCAGCGGAAGAUUUGCAGUUAGAUUUGGAUCGAUACAAUCAGAUGAGUGACGCUGAGAAGGAAGAAAUUAUCGAAACCAAAAUUCGAGCCCUCGCACUGCUUUCGAGACGUGCUGCGCAACGCGGUCACGGGACUCGGUUUAAACGGCAUCAUAAGCAGAAUGAAACAGAACAUGCACGUUUGCUAAUUAUCGGUGUAUUUCAUACAUUUGAGACGGUUGCGUUCUCGAGCUACAUCGGUUACGGUAGCGCACUUGAAAUACUCACACUCUCGCCAUAUGCUUUUGUUAUGGAAGUGCUUUAUCCGGAAGCUAUCGGUAUACGGACGUUAUCACCACAUGCAAUUGGAGCUUCUGUUCUGAGUCCGAUCGCUCUGACUUCGAUGAUCCUUUCCCCAAGUGCUUUGAGAGCCGAGGUGAGUUCUCAUUUUGCUUCAGUUUGUGCUCCUUUUCUUUUUUCUGUUUUGCUUGUUAAAAAUUUCUGCAAUCUUUUGCCUCAUUUUACCUCAGCUUUUUUGCCUUAUUUUUUUUUUUUGGCUAAUUCAAAUUGUUUUUUUGCAGUCUCUUGUGCCUCAAUUUAA